AUAGGCAUCUUCCGUAGGCCAGACGAGCCAGGCCCUUUGAGUAAUAGUAGCCUUUUACAGAAGGGGAAGAAACAUAUAGAAAAAAUAUUGAACGAAAACCUUGAGUUCACUGCGACCAAUGAUGGUGAUUUUGGCCAUACAAUAUCUGAGAAGGCUAAGCUUGAUAUCAGGGCACUCGAGGAUGGAAUACUCGACCGUGUUUGGUCAAAUCUCCGUAAUGUUGCUCAACACAUGCAGGAGUAUUACUACGAGUUAGUGGAAACAAUGAAGAGGAAGAUACACUCAUUUAUUACAAUUACUGAUGCCGAUGUUGCAAAUCCAUCAGAAGCUCGAUCCUUUAAAAAGCGUCUAAAUGAUGGCCAUAUGCGUACAUCAAACCUAAUACAUGAAGUUAAAAAUGUACCUGCAGACCAGUUGGCGAAGAAGAUUAGCAAUAGCGUAACUGCCUUAGGCAUUGAUGGGUGUGCAGAGGCUAUUCAGAGUAUUUCGAAGCAAGGGGAAUAUUUUGCAUUUCUGAGGGUUGUGAGCCACAACUUAUUAGGUACUAGGACAUGGGGUCACUUGUUGCAGCCCGUUGAAACCUACCUCUUGGACUUCAAGGACGAUAUUCAGCAGGAUAUCAAUGAUGUUACAGGGAAAAUUAUCGAGCAAAUGCAAACUAACAUAUCUAAUAUCGCAGCAAAAAUUAAAGAAUAUUACCAAAGUAAAAUGCGUUCCAUGAUAUUUCAGCUAUUACAAGCUGAAAUAAACUUUGGACAUGCUUUCAUCAUGAACAUGACGAAAAAGAUGAAACGUUCAAAUACAACACAAGAUUUGUCAAGAAAACUUCGAGAGGGUGUUUCAGAUGAUGAUACCUUUAAAAUAAGCAGUGACGCAAACAAUGUUUGGAGACAUGGAAAGUAUUUAAUAUUUUUACAAAUAAUAAGCAAUGAAACGCUAUAUACCCCAUCACCAUCUCAAUUAAUAACUCCACUCAAUGAAGCAGCAACGUAUCUCAAGGAAUCACAAGGAUGGUACGAAUUCUUGACCAAUUUGUAUGAAAAGUUAUCUACAUAUAACGUACAAAAAAAUAGAAUUAAAUACAACGUCGCAAACAUUGCGGACUGGGGACAAAAUAAUAAACAGCAGGGAAUAUCAAUAACGCGACAUAACUUCAAGCAAUUUAUGGAAAAUAUGAGAACGUUCAAUGUGAUGGGAUAUAAUAAAAUAAAAAAUAUAGAGGCUGAUGAUAUACGAGUUGAGGAUUUGAGACAAGUGGCGAGUUUGACGUUGAACAAAUUCCAUGUCUCAUGUCAAUCAAAUAAACUCACAAUCAAAGGAGGUUACAUAAGACUUAGUGAAGCAAUCGUGGAAAUUGGGAAUUGCAAACGCAACACAACAGAAAUAUUUGCUCUGAACAAAAUAUUUAUUGACAAAAACCUAAAUAAAAUAGGGGAAAAGCUGAAGCUCGUAAUGAUAGCCCCGACAUGGGAGGUAAUAGGUCGUAGAACAAUAAACUUGAGUGGGGCUGACGCUCCGCCACAUAAUCCACCUAAGGCAAGUGACGGCGAGGGGGACGGGGGGCGGGGAGCUGACGGUAGGCCUGGCUUGCCCGGAGGACCAGCUGGGAGUUUCUUUGGCGUAGGCACAACAUUCUUGAAUGGAAAUAGGUUGAAUAUUGUGGCUAAUGGUGGACAUGGGGGGCUUGGUCAGGAUGGUGGGAAUGGUGGACCCGGUAGCGAUGGUGAUUCUCCUAGUAGUGAUAUGAAAUACUAUAAUAGUUAUGAUAAUAAUUAUUUUUGCGACUCACUCUGUUUUGGAAGUGGUGAAUGUCAUGGAACAUCCUUGAACGACUUUCAAUUAUGUUAUUUGGGGGUUACAGCGAAAGGCUUCUACUGUAAAGUGUAUGGUUUUGUUCGAGUUCCAACAUUAUUUUACAACGACGAAAUGUUUGAGAUUGAUAUUCACGGUAAAGACGGCACACCAGGUGGAGAUGGUGGGGAUGGUGGACGAAAUGGAUACGGAGGUAAAUCAGGAGAUGUUAUGUUAAUUACGCUGGGUAACGAUGCAGGGAUAUCAAGUUUUAAUAACAAUGGCAGUGAUGGAACAAUGGGCAAAGGUGGUGAAGGAGGAGCUGGUGGUAGGGAAGGAUAUUCCAUUUAUCUUGAGUGUUUACGACAAUACGCCCUUUUUUUUAGAGCAAAAGACAAGUUCAUAGAAUUGGUACAUAGAGGAGAUCGCGGAUACGCUCAAUCUGGAAAUGGAGGAAUUAAUGGAGCUAAUAGAGCAAACAUCCAGAACCCAGAACCAUCAGCAAUAAUCAGCUUCAAGGCAAAGAUCAUCAAUAAUUAUAAAAGUUAUGCGAGAGAAAACUUAGAUGUUGAUGUUGGUGGCCGCAUUUGGAAAAACGAUAUCAUGAAAUUUAUCCGUGAAUUGGAUACCAACAGAGAUAUUAAACACAUGUAAGAUACGUCAGAAUUAUUAUGGGAGAACAGAGGCUUAGUGAUUUCGUCGGUUAUAUUGUUGAAUAUGGAGGUCAAGUGUCCUAAACUAAUCAAUUGGAGACUAUUAUCAUUGUUUUUGAGAUUUUUUAGAAUAUUAUUUCAUACGUUUUAGACUGUAAGUUUUAGAAAAUAAUAAAAGUUUAAUCAAGUAUUAUAAGCUCUUUAAAUUGUGCAAUAUUAAAUAAGUGUUCGUAUAAAGUGCAGUUUAGAAUCUACGCUAUUAACAUUUAGUUAGCUGUUGAUGGCGUUAAUAGUUAGUUAACUC
This is a messenger RNA of Hyalella azteca, 2748 nucleotides long. RefSeq lists its product as uncharacterized. The record is from RefSeq and is a predicted model, not a curated record. NCBI's taxonomy places the organism in Eukaryota, Metazoa, Arthropoda, Malacostraca, Amphipoda, Hyalellidae.